GCACAGGACUCUUUCUCGUUCCAAGAAACGCCCUAUAACGCAUGAUCAUUUUCUCCCUGACACUCGGGUGGAAGAAAAGUCACGCGUGUUUUUGAGCGGCCACGCCUCUUACAGGGCAUCUCGCUCUGCAUCGUUGCCCUCCCCUCCGGCGGCUGCCCCUGGUAAGCACGCGGGUUACUGCCCUAAGCCCCGGGGGCGCGCCUUACGGGUGGUUGUCCGUAGAGCGUCGAGCACGCGCUCGGAGUGUCCGCUGGUCGGGGGCGCGCGGCUCCGGCCUGUCUGCUGGCGGUGAUCGGGCGAAGAUGGCGCCGGGCGGAUGGAAAUCCUAAUGACAGUCUCCAGAAUCGCUUCUAUCUGUACCAUGGGCGCCAAUGCCUCGGCAUUAGAGAAAGAGAUUGGUCCUGAACAGUUUCCUGUGAAUGAGCACUAUUUCGGUUUAGUCAAUUUUGGGAACACCUGCUAUUGCAAUUCUGUCCUUCAAGCGCUUUAUUUUUGCCGUCCGUUUCGGGAAAAAGUUCUCGCUUAUAAAAGUCAGCCCAGGAAGAAGGAGAAUCUCCUUACGUGCUUAGCGGACCUCUUCCACAGCAUCGCCACGCAGAAAAAAAAGGUUGGGGUGAUACCGCCAAAGAAGUUCAUUACCAGAUUACGCAAAGAAAAUGAGCUUUUUGACAACUAUAUGCAGCAAGAUGCCCACGAAUUCUUAAACUAUCUGCUCAACACGAUAGCUGAUAUUCUGCAAGAAGAGCGAAAGCAAGAAAAGCAAAAUGGCAGAAUACCCAAUGGUAAUAUCGACAACGAGAACAAUAACAGCACACCAGACCCCACCUGGGUCCACGAGAUCUUUCAGGGAACAUUAACCAACGAAACCAGAUGUCUUACUUGUGAAACGAUAAGCAGCAAAGAUGAAGAUUUUUUAGAUCUUUCAGUAGACGUGGAACAAAAUACAUCAAUCACUCAUUGUUUAAGAGGCUUCAGCAACACAGAAACCCUCUGUAGUGAAUAUAAAUAUUACUGUGAAGAAUGUCGCAGUAAACAGGAAGCACACAAAAGGAUGAAAGUAAAAAAGCUGCCCAUGAUUUUAGCUCUUCACCUGAAAAGGUUCAAGUACAUGGAUCAGUUGCAUCGAUAUACAAAACUGUCAUAUAGGGUAGUAUUUCCUUUAGAACUUCGACUUUUUAAUACGUCAGGAGACGCUACCAACCCGGACAGAAUGUAUGACCUUGUAGCUGUGGUAGUCCACUGUGGAAGUGGACCUAACAGAGGACAUUAUAUUGCAAUAGUGAAGAGUCAUGAUUUUUGGCUGCUGUUUGAUGAUGACAUAGUAGAGAAAAUCGAUGCACAAGCUAUUGAAGAAUUCUAUGGGUUAACAUCGGACAUCUCAAAGAACUCUGAAUCAGGCUAUAUUCUCUUUUACCAGUCUCGAGACUAAAUGAGAACUGUGAUGAGGGCAGGUUCUGCCUCGUUUCUUUUCUGGAUCAUUUGAAAACAGAAGCAGGCACUGAUUAUAUAUAAAUAUAUAUAAAAUGAUAUAGAUAUAUUAAUAAAAGGACAGUGGGAGCUCAGGGGGGCAUCAGCGCAGUUUGCACAUGUUGAAGCAAUGAACAUGGAUAAAGGAAAAACAAAGAAGUUAAUAUCAUGAGAGUUGAUGAAUUUGCUCAGGUAUCAUGCUUGCCAUAGAAAUAAGAAAUGGCCGUUUGUUUUCAUGGACCUGAAUUCAAAUAUUUGAUCUUGUCCCCCCUCCCUUCCGUUCAUAGAUAACCAUAACAUCCGUUUGGUGCUCAGUAGGACUCAUGGAAGUCACGCAGCACCUGUAGUUUAUACAGUUUUACAGAUGACCUCUCUGUAGUACGGACGAAGCAUCUGUUUGUUCAUACAUAAGGAGAACAAUUGCGCUAAAGGAUGAAAACUAAAGACACGCUAAAGAAA
Messenger RNA from Spea bombifrons (plains spadefoot toad), 1926 nucleotides. RefSeq names its product ubiquitin specific peptidase 12 (gene USP12). Gene Ontology annotation, biological process: protein deubiquitination. Gene Ontology annotation, cellular component: nucleus; cytosol. The transcript is spliced from 9 exons. The coding region runs from base 317 to 1429 and encodes 370 amino acids. The record is from RefSeq and is a predicted model, not a curated record. Lineage: Eukaryota; Metazoa; Chordata; Amphibia; Anura; Pelobatidae. Gene Ontology annotation, molecular function: cysteine-type deubiquitinase activity; cysteine-type endopeptidase activity.